AAUCGUGAAAAUAUACCCACCCACCAAUCUAAACACAAAUUUCCUUUCUCGUUCUAAAACCGUGAGAAUUUUGCAACAGCAAUUGAAAAGAACAGAAAGGAAUAAAAAGAAAAGGGAAUGGGGAAGGUGUUUGUGGUGGAGCUAGAUGGAAGGUCUUAUAGAUGCGGGUUUUGUAAAACUCACUUGGCUCUCCCUGAUGAUCUUGUUUCCAGGUCUUUUCAUUGUCGACGGGGGAAAGCCUACCUUUUCAAUAACGUGGUGAACAUAACAGUUGGAGACCUAGAAGAGAGGAUGAUGAUUUCUGGGAUACAUACCGUGGCUGAUAUAUUUUGCUGCUGUUGCGGACAAAUUGUCGGCUGGAAAUAUGAGGCAGCAUACGAGAAGAGUCAAAAGUACAAAGAAGGAAAGUUUGUUCUUGAGAGGGGAAGGAUUGUUGAUGAAAUCGACUUUUCAUCAGAAGUGUACAUUGAUACCCGUCCUAGUAUGAGUGACAGCGAAGAUGCUUAGAAUGUUGUAACUUGUGACCAUUGUAUCUGAAGCAAAGAUCCAAUAAGAGCAGCAGUAAAUUUUGUAGAUUACAUAAGAAAUAAUGUAAUAAAUUGCCAUGGAAGAUUAGGUACUGUAACUUGAUUCCGGUGAAAAAAAUGUACUGCACUUAAUGAUAUAAGUUACAUAUUCUCAAAAAAUCGAAAACCAAUUUAAACCA
Molecule: messenger RNA, 706 nt
Organism: Gossypium raimondii (Peruvian cotton)
Lineage: Eukaryota; Viridiplantae; Streptophyta; Magnoliopsida; Malvales; Malvaceae
Product: protein yippee-like At5g53940
Exons: 5
Coding region: 118-507 (129 amino acids)
Cellular component (GO): ubiquitin ligase complex
Source: RefSeq, a predicted model, not a curated record